ACAGCUGACCCUCAUGCUACAGAUGAGAAAACUGAGGAGAGAGGAAGAGCCGUGAGUUGGUGGCUGAGUAGACCUCCUCCCUUCCUGGUCUUUGCCUGACCAGGAUCCCUGCACAACCCACUUAGUUCAUCCCCCAGGCACAGAUCCCUCUUCCUCCCCAAUCCAUGUAUCUUUUUGGCCUCUCUUUCUGCCAUCUGUCCUGAAGAAAACAUCUGAUAAGCUAUCUUAUCAUUAUGAAGAUUAUGUAGAAAUAAUGGCUACUGUUUGUUGACAUGUACAUGCCAUGUGCCUUUUAUGAAAAAAAAAGCUAACAUUUGUAGAGAGGGCUUGUUGCAUAUAUGCCAAACUCUGUGCCAACCAUUUUAAAUGCUUUAUCUCGUUUAGUUCUCACAAUGAACCCAUGAGGUAGGUCCUGAUCAAUUGCCCCAUUUUACAGAGGUCAUGUGAUGAGUGGAAGAGCCAGGAUUUCAGCCAGGCCCAUCUGAUCCCCAGCCUGUGUCCUGAACUGCUCCACCCCCAUAUGUGAGAAGAGCUUACAAGGGCAAGAGUGAUACCCGCCUCAGGGGUGCUUGUAUUAGACUAGCAUCUGCUCACUGUCCCAAAGACAUGGCUGGCUUUGCAGCUGAGAGUGAGGCCAUGACAGGGGAGAUUGCAGACAUAGGGUCAGGCCCUUUGGACAGCCGGUGGUUCUCUGCAGAGCAGUGAAGCCCCACACCGACUGUGCAUCAGGGCCACCUGGAGAGUGCACUGAAAAUACCCAGUGACGGGACCAUCCCAAACCUGCAGAAUCAGAAUGUCCAUGGGUGGGGCCACGGAUCUGUUUUUUAACAAGCUGGUGAGAAGAUUCUGAUUCAAGUGGUCUGUGGCUGUAUUUAGCAUCUAUUCGUUCUGUCACUCCUGCUGCGAACCUUCCAUGGCUCCCCACUGUUUACAGAAUAAAGUCCUGACUCCUGAGCCGGAUGGUCAGGGCCCUUCCACCAACUUCAUCUUCCCUUACGGCACUUCACCACCUGUCACACCGGACUCUGCCAGCCUCGGGGCCUUUGCUCAGGAUGAGUCCUCCCUCCAGAAGGGCUUUUACAAGAGAGGCUGGAGUCAGACAGACCCGAGUUCAAAUCUAGACUUUUUCACUUACUAGCCUAGGACCUCAGGCAAGUCAUUUUACCUCCCUGAGCCUCAAUUUUCCUCAUCAGUAAAAUGGGAAGAAAGAUACUUGCCUGGCAGGACAUUGCACAGAUUCCAUUAGGUAAUUAGUAACGUGAAGCACCAGGAACACAGGAGGCUCCAGUACAUGGCAGCAAUCAAGGCUGUGACUCACCCCACCUUUGUCUUCGGAACAAGAGCUGGACAGGAAGCUACAAUGGGUGUCUGGCAAGUGGGGACAAGGGCCGCCGGCGAAGUCGCCUGGCACUGAGCCGCCGGCCACAUGCCAACGGAGUGAAGCCAGACGUCAUGCAUCACAUCUCCACACCGCUCGUCUCCAAGGCACUGAGUAACCGUGGACAGCACAGCAUCUCAUACACACUGUCCCGGAGCCACUCAGUCAUAGUCGAGUACACACAUGACAGUGACACAGACAUGUUCCAGAUCGGCCGCUCCACGGAGAACAUGAUCGACUUUGUGGUGACAGACACAUCCCCUGGAGGAGGGACGGCUGAGGGCCCCUCUGCCCAGAGCACCAUCUCCCGCUACGCCUGCCGCAUCCUCUGUGACCGCCGGCCGCCUUAUACUGCCCGCAUCUAUGCCGCUGGCUUCGAUGCGUCCAGCAACAUCUUCCUUGGAGAGCGGGCGGCCAAAUGGCGGACCCCUGACGGCCUGAUGGAUGGCUUAACCACCAAUGGGGUCCUGGUGAUGCACCCAGCGGGCGGCUUCUCUGAGGAUUCAGCCCCAGGUGUCUGGCGGGAGAUCUCGGUGUGUGGGAACGUGUAUACUCUGAGGGACAGCCGCUCAGCACAGCAGCGGGGGAAGCUGGUGGAAAACGAGUCCAACGUGCUGCAGGAUGGCUCCCUCAUCGACCUAUGUGGGGCCACGCUGCUGUGGCGCACACCGGCGGGGCUGCUGCGGGCACCCACGCUGAAGCAGCUGGAGGCCCAGCGGCAGGAGGCGAACGCGGCGCGGCCCCAGUGCCCUGUGGGCCUCAGCACCCUGGCUUUCCCCAGUCCGGCCCGUGGCCGCACGGCACCAGACAAGCAGCAGCCCUGGGUCUAUGUUCGUUGCGGCCACGUCCAUGGCUACCACGGUUGGGGCUGCCGGCGAGAGCGGGGUCCCCAGGAGCGAGAGUGUCCUCUCUGCCGCCUCGUGGGGCCCUAUGUGCCCUUGUGGCUCGGUCAGGAGGCCGGCCUCUGCCUGGACCCCGGGCCGCCCAGCCACGCCUUUGCACCCUGCGGCCAUGUCUGCUCCGAGAAGACUGCCCGCUACUGGGCCCAGACACCACUGCCCCAUGGCACCCACGCUUUCCAUGCCGCCUGCCCCUUUUGUGGGGCCUGGCUCACCGGUGAGCAUGGCUGCGUCCGCCUCAUUUUCCAGGGGCCACUGGACUAAGCUGCCUGGGGACCCCUGCUGCUGCGCCCGCCUGCCCACCUAGGUCCCCCACUUCCUGCAGCCCAGAGGGAGCUCUGCAUGUGGGACUCUACCUGCUGGCACAAAGCUACACCAGAUGGACGUGUUGGAUGGGCUGUGCCCCUCCCCUUUUAACUCUGGUCCCCAAGGGGGUCCCCAAGAUCCUUACCCAAGUCAAAAUGAUGGAGCUCUGUCCUGGGCUGACGGAGGGAAGCCCACCCCCAUGCCCUGGCCCUUCUUGGGGCAUUUCACAUCAUGCCGCCUACACUGUGCCCCUGGGGGAGUGAAAGGGCCGUAGGCCCCUGACCCCCAGCUUAGGCCGGCUGUACCCUGAGCCUGCCAACCCAGUUCUAGACAUUCACCCUGCUGCUGCCCUGGGUUCCUCUAUAAACCUUGCUACUCAGCUGCCCUCACCAAUCCCAUGUGUCCCGCAUGUGUGCAAUGCCUCCAGCCCUAGUGAAUGACAGGUGGGUGGAAGACUGCGACCGGCAUCUGCUGAUACCCACUAUGGGCUGGAGUCCACGCCAAGGGGGCUCUGGGGACACCGAGACAAUCAGAUCUGGUUCCCUGCCUGGUAGAGUCCACAGUUUAGUGGAUGACAGACCAAAUUACUGAAUGACAGCACAGCUUCCUACGUGCCAGGGUCAGAAUUAGAGGCUAUGGAGCAGGCCUUCCUGGUGGGUGGAAACAUGAGGGAGGCUUCACCGAGGAGGUGGCGUAGGAGCUCAGCUAAAUGGCUACAUUGGAACCCCCCACAGGAAGGGGAGGAUGCAAUAGGCAGAAGGGAGCAGUGGAGCACAGGCUCUGAGGUAAGUAAGCGGGAACUGAGUGAGGGAUUCAGAGUGGCCGGAGCAGGGGCUGCAGGGGAACAGGAAGGAGGCUGGAGCCAGAGGUUGGGGCUGUGCUGAUGGGGAAGAUGCUGGAUAGAGGAUUCAGAACCUCAUUUUGGACAGUGAGGACCCAAGGGAGGGAAGAGGACUCACAGUUCCAGAGCGUUGGCUGUGACACGAGGAUCACCAUUCCCGAAUGCCCACCAUGUGCCCUGCACUGUGCUAAUGGUAAUAAUAACUACAUUCAUUGAGCACCCACCAGGCACCAGGCUCUGCUUCUCGGAGGUUUGGUUAUUUAAUCCUCACAGGAAACCAGGGAGGGACGUGUUACCAUUUCUGUUUAUGGGGAGAUUAAGGCACAUGCUGCAAGCCACACAGCUAGACAGUGACCGAGCCAGAUUCACAGCUAUGGCUGCCUGCCUGGCCUUGAAGACGGCCCUCUUCUCCAUCACACUGUGCUGCUUUCCUUGAAUGAAAGGGAGGAGUUGGGAGGGCAGUCUAGAUAAGGGGAACAGUGUGGGCAAAGGUGUGGCAGGAAAAAUGCUUGAUGACCAAAGAGCCAAGUGUGGAGAUGUUGGGCUGGGGCCUGGCGGGCGUUGGUUGCCAUGGAGGCCAAGUCUGAAUUGAAUCCCUAUUCAUCUUGGCUAAGUGUCUCCUCUGAGAGUCAAGGUGAGCUCGGGGUGCUGCUCAGGUUGCCCUCAAGCCAUUUCUAGGGGGAGUGGGCUAGGAAGAAAGGUCGAGGUUCUGGAGACAUCAAAAUCUGAAGAGACUCUGAAUACAAGCCUGACCUGGGCAACACCCUCAGUGGAAGACAGCUGCCUUAGGGAGUACGAUUCCUAGGGGAGGGGCCUGCCCCGGGCCACACAACUGGUUGGGGCCCAGAGACCAGACCUGGGGCUGUUGAGAGGGCACCUGUCAGUAGUGAGAGGAGGAUGUAAUCAGAUUCUUGCUUCCAGAGCACAGCCUUACACUGCCACAGUGGGGGAGCCGAGCUGGGGGUCCUGGGGAGGGUGUGGGAGCAUGGCAACUCCUACACACAUGUACACACACUCACAGAGCACCAGCAAUCCAACUCUGCCCAGUGGUUCUCUCUUCUGACCUGGUUGGGAACCAGACGGGAACAUUCCACCCCAUUUCUAGGAGGGAACCUCAGACUCUACAAGAGAGAUGAGAAGGCAUAGGCACCACCCCGGGGAGAACUUAGAUGGUUGUGGAGGGAGUCAGACUGCCCUGGUCUUGGCCCAGCUUUGUCCCUUUCCGGCUCCUGGAGCCUCAGUGUCCUCAGCUGUUAAAUGGAAUAAUAGUCCUGUCACCAGGUGGUUGUGAAUUAUGGAGGACACCUGUAACACAGUAGGUACUUAAUAUUAUUUCCUCACCUACUUCUUCAUUCCCAUGGGGAACAGCCAAAGCCAUGACUGUAGUGAGUGGACUGCUCCAUGUGAUACCAUGUAUGUGUGUGUGUGUUGGGGCAGGUGGAGGGAACAGUGUGGUGGAAAGUCUGAGGAAGGCUAGACCCUAGUUCAAGGACACCUGAGGACAUGCUGGGUGGCGUUAUGGAAGUCGAUGAACUUAUUAGCCUCAAUUUCCCCAUCUGUACAAUGGGUAGAAUGAUGAUAUCCUAUCUCAGGGUUUUUGCAAGAAUAAAAUGAGAGCCUACAUGUCAAGCUACUAGCACAGGACCACAGUAAGGCUCAGAUUAGCUGUAAUCAGAAAAAUGCAGCCUGGAUGGGGCUCCCAGGAGUACUGGGAUCUUGCUGGCCUGAGCUGCCCACUGGUGGCCGUGGACAGCACUGCCUCCUUUACUGGUGUCCAUUUCAACUUCACCCAAGUCAGGGAAGACUUUAUACCCAAUUUAAAGACAAUGAAAGUUGAGGCACAGGGAAGAGGGGUGACUUUCCUAAGGAAUCAUCAUCAGAGCUAAUAGUAGCACUGUUGAGCCAAGUGGGGCUUGGGAACCUUUGUGAAUGAGAAACACGCUCAUGGUGGGCAGAUGCUGCUCUGGGUCUAGAUGCAGGUGUGGCAAAGGCUGGCAAGGAGGGUGUGUGGAUUUCAGGUAUCCCUUUAUCCCCGCACCCCUCUCUGUACAACACUAGGGGGCAGCACUGCCCAGUCAACACUUCUUUCGAGCCUACAACAUCCCUGGGAGUGGAGACAAUUAUUAGUCCCGUUUUUCUGCUCAGAAAGCCAAGACUCAGGUAAUGUGACCCAUCCAAGGACACACAGCCAGUAGGACGUGGAGGCCUGAUUCGACUUUAGAUGGCCUGACUCCGCC
This is a messenger RNA of Rhinolophus ferrumequinum (greater horseshoe bat), 5661 nucleotides long. It is a transcript of the gene PELI3, whose product is annotated as pellino E3 ubiquitin protein ligase family member 3. Gene Ontology annotation, biological process: protein K63-linked ubiquitination; regulation of Toll signaling pathway. NCBI's taxonomy places the organism in Eukaryota, Metazoa, Chordata, Mammalia, Chiroptera, Rhinolophidae. The transcript is spliced from 6 exons. The record is from RefSeq and is a predicted model, not a curated record. Gene Ontology annotation, molecular function: protein binding; ubiquitin protein ligase activity. The coding region runs from base 1453 to 2541 and encodes 362 amino acids.